CGUCCCAUCCGCGGAGCAUAAAGCAGCCAGGUUUCAUCGCAGCAUGGCAGCGUAUGAGGACACCCUCCACACUCGUAUCCUACUGACUCCGAGAGUGCACUGAGCAGUGCCUGACAACAUGGACAAUUCUACGGGCUGUACAAAUUUUUUCACUCAAAAUACUGACAUCACCGGGAUCGGUGUCAGGGUAGCGUUUUAUCUGCAGGUGACAAUCGUCGUCUUUCAGAUCAGGCUGCGAGAGGAGGAGGGCAUGAAUGCUUUCUGGACGCUCGCGUCUAUGAGCUUCGGGCUCAUGCUGGCGACUGUCGUGUCGGCCGCCCAGCACCAGCUCUCGUUCUUCAAUGCCUAUCAAGUCCAGAACCUUGUUUGCCUCGCCAAUUGCGCACUGGUCCAGGUCGCACACGCCCAAUGGCGGAUCACUCUAAGCAACCCCUAUCGAGAACAGAAAAUCCGAGACAGAAUGUUCACCUGGUUCUAUUACAUCCAGUACAUACUUGCAGGCAGCCUACUGGUGACUCUAUGGGCUAUUGGCGAAAAGUUUGGGCCCGAUUCGUCGUGCAUCUCCUCCAUGCACUUUUAUGUCGCAUACUGGCGCAUAUUCAGCUCGAAUGCCUUCCACGGUGCUAAGAUCGCGGCUUUCGUGAUCUACGUUUGGCUCAUCCUCAUCGGCGUACUAGGUGUCCUGCUCCUUCGCCUCUGGCUCCGCGGGCUCAUCGACCGAGCGGAGGCAAACGGGUUCGACAGGACGAGGGACAUGCCGACCGAAGCUGAGCUCGCAGAGUAUAGGACACGGUCACCCAAGCACCGGCCGUGGAAGGUUCAGAGCUGGAUCCACUACUUCAUCUACUGGUUCCUUGCGAUGUCCUUCUACAUUCCUCCCAUCGAGCUGUCGCUCAGGCAGAACUCUCAGCCUACGAGCGCCAAUGCACAGUGGAGCUUUGGGCAAAUUCUAUCGCUUGUGGCUAUUGCUCCUUCCGUGGUUGCUUUUUUCCUCACUAUCGGUGAUUUCAAAGCGGAACGCGGCGCUCUGAGGGCGGUCGUGGCCAAGGCCCGCAAGUCUCUCAAAGCAGACGAUGCUGAGAGAGCGACUACUGCUGAAGGUGCACUAGCGUAAUCUCACCAGUCACUCACUGGCGCAUGAAGCUUUUCGUUACUCAUCGAGAGAUGAGCACCGCGACUCGUACAAUGCCAUAAUUACAUGCUG
Molecule: messenger RNA, 1204 nt
Organism: Phanerochaete carnosa HHB-10118-sp
Lineage: Eukaryota; Fungi; Basidiomycota; Agaricomycetes; Polyporales; Phanerochaetaceae
Exons: 6
Coding region: 119-1114 (331 amino acids)
Source: RefSeq, a predicted model, not a curated record